Messenger RNA from Chaetomium fimeti, 1491 nucleotides. RefSeq lists its product as uncharacterized. The record is from RefSeq and is a predicted model, not a curated record. NCBI's taxonomy places the organism in Eukaryota, Fungi, Ascomycota, Sordariomycetes, Sordariales, Chaetomiaceae. The transcript has a single exon. The coding region runs from base 168 to 1112 and encodes 314 amino acids.
CUCCCAACCGAAUCGUAUUGCACCAUUCACAUGCAACUCAUCGGCCCGCAACGUGGACCUCGCUCGUUAACAACGGUCGAGUAGAGGCUACCAUCCUCGAGCCCUACUCAGCCCCCAUUGGUCAUAUCGCCGAGUCGCGCUCACGCUUGCCUAGAUAGGUAGCCACGAUGGACGGCGAUGCUUCGAGGGCGGAGUCCAAAGACAAAGGCAAAGGCAAGGCUGACGGUGCUGGUGCCAGUUCGGACGAGGCUCCCAGCCAUACUACGGAUAGAACAAAAUCCGCCGGGACAUCGCUGCCUCGGAUGGCCCAAUCCGCGGCAUCUUUCUUGCUAUCGGGGCCGCCAGGAGAAGGCCUCGGUGCCAGUCAUGAAAAGGGGGAUUCGUCGCGGGUCAGCAAGGCCCUAGCCAGGGCAGGCGAGAGCUCCGUGCAGCUGCGGCCCAACGCCCAAAGAGGCGCUGCGAUGAGGAUGGGGCAGGCGCAGGAGCACAUUGCCCAAGAGGAGGCAUCUUUUUCCGCCUUUCUGGAUAGUGGAAGCGCACCAAUGCUCUCAGAACCAAGCAGCAUGGAAAACGCUUGGCAGUCGGCUGUCCCUCGUGCUCCGACGGCCGGGGCCAUAGGGACACUGGAACCGGUACCACUGUCAGUCGCGGAGCAGGAGGCAAGAGACGGCGUUGACGUCGCCACCUUACUGUCUGGUCACGGUGACCUCGACCAGGUGUUCGACCAUGCCAACGAGCCCCCCGCACUGGACGACCUGGCGGGGCUGCGUGAGGCGCUCUUCGGGGAACGGGCCGGCCAGGGUUCAUCGUCACCGAUUGCAUGGGAUGAUGUGCUUAACUUCAUCCCAGAGUUUCUCCGAGCGCCAGAUAACCAACUUUCCAUGCACAUGGGUACCUCUCACAUGGACGAGGCCUGGCAGACCUGGAUUGACCAGUGGUCCCGCGUGCUUACCAGCUACCAGGAUGAGGUUUGGGGCGAUCUAGGCUCACUUGUUGAGGAGGCUCGUUCCGAGGUACGGCGGAUAGAGGAAGCAAAACCGGGGGAGAAACCACCCGAGCCAACAGCAUUACUGCGGCUACGAGCCAUCCUCGGUCAUCUACGAGGGCCUUGAAACAUAAUUAAUAAACUCUUGGUACGCCUUCGCUCAACCAUCAUAAUAUGAUGUUCCAACCAGCGAACUUCGCCCGGCGCAGCGAAACGGACAUGUCCCUGAACCCCUUAACAAGUCGCUCCCAUGCCUUGUCACGUGGUUCCGUUCUUCCACCUCGCCAGAUCGCGACAAGGCUGCCCCUCCCGGGCCCGUGGUGUUGCAUUUUUACCCCGCUGGCGCCCACCAAACCAGGGUCCAAGUGUGUGGGUUGCUGGGCCAGCAAUCGGAUGACAUCACUGGGAAGCUUUUAGGCUUGUGGUUGGUCAGGGAGAUCUUCCAAGCUUCCCUCACCCACCAAGCCAGACUCGUUGCGGUGCUGUGUUGUCCAACCUCUCGGCCU